Messenger RNA from Rhineura floridana, 2991 nucleotides. RefSeq lists its product as uncharacterized. The record is from RefSeq and is a predicted model, not a curated record. Lineage: Eukaryota; Metazoa; Chordata; Lepidosauria; Squamata; Rhineuridae. Bases 1 to 2991 code for a protein of 996 amino acids. The transcript is spliced from 7 exons.
AUGAGGGCCAUCAACGUCUGCAACCCCCUCACCAACUUCAGCUUCCCGGCCGCCGCUGCCAUCGCAGGUACGCCGUGGCUCGCCCUCAUCCAGCGGGGCGGUGGGUGCACCUUCUCCAAGAAGAUCUAUGUGGCCGCCAAGUGGGGAGCCGCCACCGCCGCCACCAUUUACAACUACGGCAGCAGGAUGGGGAAUGACAUCCAGGCCAUGACCCACCCUGCUGCUGCGGGACUGGCUGCUGCUGGGGAAAGCUUACUCCACAAUUUUAAACAAGAUUCGAGGCAGCUCGUCUCAGACAAAAACCUCUCCUGUGAAACACAAAGAGCGAGAGCGUGUGAACUAAGAGUCGUCCUUUUGCCCUACUUCAUACUAAUCUCAUUUGCGAGGAUGAAGCCAGAUGGCAACCAUGAACUCUUCCAAGCCAGCAAGGAUACAACCAUGCCCUUUAUCAGCUCAUCAGCAACAAACAGCAAUGCUAACUGUAGCUGUCCUGCUACAAACAAGUUAAGCCAUGCAAAUAGCUCAAAAUACAGAGAAAAAAUAACAUCACCCCAAGAAGGCACUAUCUUGUCUGCUGCUAGAGAGAGUGAAGUGACAGAUAUCUGCAAUGGCAACAUUCCCAAGGGAGGAAGCCCUUCCGAAGCUCUCCAUGGCUGGCCUUUGGUAAAUCCUUGCCAAAAGCUUCCUAAAGGCAACGGCAGGAGCAAGCCACAUAGACACUUUGACCAACAGCCCAAAGAAAUCUCACCUACCAAAUUUACCCAGAAAGAUUUCCCCGGCAAGGACAUAUUUCUGUUUUGGGCAAAGAAGGUUGGUGAUAGCAACACGGUAACCCCGUGGACAAAGAGCUCCAAGAAGCCACUUGAGCCACAACGGCCAAGUAGUGAUUCCCACUGUAACAUUUCCAAUGAAGAAGCGGAAGGCUUAAAAGGAGGAUGUUGGUCACCCUGCACCAGCCCUGAAACACUCCAAAGGAAGAGACGGAGAGACCUUUUCCCUGACUUGGAGAUUUUCAGACAGCUUGACGCCCACGUUCUUCAUGUGAGUGAGCAGCUGAAAACCAAUCAGGGAUCAUUGUCCAUCCAGACCAUCGUUCCACUGAUUACCAAGGGGGCCAAACAGCAGCUGGAGAAGGCUCGGGCCAUAUGGAUGUGGUUGUGCCACAAUAUUGAGUAUGAUGUGGACGGCUUCCUGGGGUUAUCAGAGAAGAUCCACAUCCCUGAGCAGGUUCUCUGGUCUGGGAGAGGCGUGUGCUCUGGGUACGCCCAUCUUUGUCAUGAAAUGUGCAAGGAAGCAGGCUUGACCUGCGUUGAAGUUUCAGGAUAUGGCAGAGGUGCUGGAUAUAGCCAAGGCCAAAGCUGUCUGCAAAAGAAAUCCAACCACAUGUGGAAUGCAGUAAAGCUGGACACACAGUGGUUCCUUCUGGAUGCCUGCUGGGGAGCCGGCCUUGUGGACGUCGAGAAGAGGCUCUUCAUCCCUAGGCAUGAGGACUUUUUCUUCCUAACUGACCCAGAAGAUUUCAUUGAGAGUCAUUACCCUGAUGAACCAGAAUGGCAGCUCAUUCAACCUCCCAUCUCACUGCAGGUGUUUGAGGGGAGAGCUUUCAAAUCACCAGCGUUUUUUAAACUUCAGCUCAUCCUCCUCUCUCCAGACACCUCAGUGCUUCACACAGACCGAGGGGCAGCAACCGUGUCUUUAGCAAGCACCCAUUCAACAGAGUUCACUUACCAGCUCUUGAAGCUUUGCCAUGAUAACAGCAAAGAGGAUAUAGGCAAGACUCACGGAAUGCUGACCAUGUCCUAUAAAAGAAUGGCCCUCAAAGUCUUCCUGCCUAGCGAGGGCCUCUUUGAGCUGCAAAUCUUCGCUCGCCCUUCUGAUUCCCGGAAGCCAUAUUCUUGGGUGUGUUCCUUUCAUGUCGAGUGCCUGGAGUCCAGCUGCAAAGUGGAGUUACCAGAGAACCCUUUCCCUUUCUGGGGGCUACAUCCUAAAGCAAGGGAGUUUGGGAUUGAGGAGUGCAACUGGGAAGAAGACGUGACUGUUGCCACCACGGGGACACUGAAGUUGGCUUUGCAGACCCAAUGGCCUCUGUUGGCGACCUAUGAGUUGGUUCAUCCAGAUUUAGACAACGCCCUGAGCAGCAAGUGCCUGGUGUCCCAAGUGCAAGAGGAGAAGCUCAGCUGCCAUGUGCUUUGCCCUUUUGUGGGUUAUUACAGACUCUCUGCAUUUGUCAAGGGCAUCGGCGAGGAAGAGUUCAAGAACGCUGCCAACUUCCUCAUAUGUUGCUCUGGCUCCAUCAACCACAACGAGCUCUUCCCAUUGGGUCUCAGCCCGCACUGUGGGUCUGGGAUCAGCUCCCAAUGGAGAGGGCUCUCCAACCCGAGCCACACCAACCCCAUUAUCAAUACCAAAAAGGGACGGUGCACGAUCACAUUUCAUACCCAGCCAGGCUUCGAAGUCACUGCCACUUUGAGCAAGGACAAGAUAACUAACAAUACAUACCCAAUGGAACGAUACGUCUUGGUUACUCACCUGGAGAAUAAGGUUAGUGUUUCCAUCUUGAUCCCCGAAUCGGGAGUCUACAAGGUAAGCUUGUAUGGGAGGGACACCGAAAGCAAAGAAUUCACCCACGUAUGUGAUUACGUUGUCCGCUGCUUCGCCAGUCUGCAGUGGCUGCCUUUCCCCAGGGCGUAUAGCUUGUGGAGGAGGGGCUGCGUCCUCCUGCAACCCAGGACAGGAGUCCUGCAAGAGGAAAGCUGGGUGAGAUUCCGGAUCAGGAUGCCCGGAGCCUACAGCGCUCAUGUGGUCGGACAUUCACGGAUGGAGCUGAAACUAGGGCAAAGCAAAGUGUGGGAAGGGGAUGUGUACACCGGCCUUGCUGGGACAACGCUGAAGGUAGCUGUCAAAUUCUCUCGAGAGUCCCCAAGCAUGGAUGUUGUCCUCUUGUUCAAUGUUGAAGGCAGUUCAUCCACUCCAGCCGACUCUUUGGGGUGA